AAAUACGUCAAACUUUACUGCAAUCACAACAAUCGGAAAACAGAAAAAGUUAUUUACGAGUGACUCAUCUAUCUUUUAUGCAAAUUCAAAACGGGGAACGAAAUGUCUAUGUCAGCGAUGGAAAAACAUUUGUUCAACCUCAAAUUUGCCGUCAAGGACUUGGAGCGAAACGCAAAAAAGUGCGAGAAGGAGGAGAAGGUAGAGAUCCUGAAAACGAAAAAGGCCAUCCAGAAAGGUAACACGGAAGUGGCAAGGAUACAUGCCGAGAAUGCCAUUCGACAGAAGAACCAAUCGCUGAAUUAUCUCCGGAUGAGUGCACGGGUAGAUGCAGUGGCCAGCCGUGUCCAGACGGCUUUGACCACCCGCCAGGUGACCAACUCGAUGGCAGGAGUCGUCAAGGCUAUGGACGCAGCUAUGAAGGGUAUGAACCUGGAGAAAAUCUCCGGUUUGAUGGAUAAAUUCGAAUCGCAGUUUGAGGAUCUGGACGUUCAGAGUUCCUACAUGGAAAACACGAUGUCCCAGACGACGACCACAUCGGUACCGCAAAACGACGUCGAAUCAUUGAUGCAACGGGUAGCUGACGAAGCGGGUCUGGAGUUGAAUAUGGAACUUCCCAGCGGGCCGGCAUCCACUGCCAUCGGGGCAUCUACACAGGCAUCCACUGAGCAAGAUGAACUCACGGCUCGUCUUGCACGACUACGACAGGCUGAAUAAAACACUAAGUAGAUUAUUUAUAAUACCUUUGCUAUUGAUGUUAAUAAAUAGGGAAAGUUGUGUAUGCUUGGCAGUUUUGUUCUCUUCGAUUUAAAGAAUUUUGAAGCUAAAUCGUUUGAAAUUAGGCGGGAAGAUGCACUUUAAUGAUGCAAUUUUUAAUCCAGAAGGUCGUCCCUUUUGAAGACUUUUGACGAAGAUAACAAAACGGCCGAAAAAACUACAAUUCACCCUCUUUGAAUCUGAUUCAAUUCAGUAAAAUAUAAGUUCAAUGCUGCA
Messenger RNA from Aedes aegypti (yellow fever mosquito), 990 nucleotides. RefSeq names its product charged multivesicular body protein 1b-2 (gene Chmp1). Gene Ontology annotation, cellular component: ESCRT III complex; multivesicular body. NCBI's taxonomy places the organism in Eukaryota, Metazoa, Arthropoda, Insecta, Diptera, Culicidae. The coding region runs from base 103 to 714 and encodes 203 amino acids. The transcript is spliced from 4 exons. The record is from RefSeq and is a predicted model, not a curated record. Gene Ontology annotation, biological process: late endosome to vacuole transport; protein transport; endosome transport via multivesicular body sorting pathway.